CCGGAAGUUCAGGCAGGGUUCACUCAAAGCCAUCGAUGACAUUAUCAGGGCACUAUGAUGGCAGCAUUCAAAGCAUUUGAAUAGGUCAAAGAGGGAAGAAGGAGGUUAGACUGACAGGGCAAUAUGGCCGGAGCAACUGGAGCUGAAGAAAGAGUCAUAACUCCUCAAGCAACAAGUCUUCAGGGAGAUGAGGAUGAAGAAGAAUCUUCUGGUGUCUAUCUUAGUGUUCUCUCACAGAAAGAACAAGUAGGGCUGAGUUUUUAUGACAGCAGAGACUACGUUCUGCACUACAUGCCUGAUGCUGCUGAUAACAACCUGCAGAUAUUGAGUAAAGUGAUUCAAGAAGUCAGUCCCAAGGUAAUCAUCACAAGUGCCAAACAAGAAUAUAGUAUGGCUCAGUUCAUCAAAAAUCUAGGAUGUAAUCCCGAUUAUAAACCUGAGGUGGUGGUUUACCUGAAUUCUGACUUUGGAACUGAAGUAGGAAAGCAGAGGCUACUGGCAGCAAAUGUAGCAUUCCUUUCCCCUGCUAUCACAGAGAAGGAGAAAAUCUCCUUUCUCUCCUCCUGUCUCAGCUUUGACUCUGUCCUUAUGAUGCGGACAGUAGGUGGUCUCUUGAAGUGUCUGGACAGACGUAGAGUGGGAGUUGAGCUUGAAGAUAGCAGUGUGGGUGUGCCCAUUCUGCAGUUCCGCAUGUACACACUAAAUGACAUGGUCUACAUGGAUAGAGAUACAUAUAGUGUUCUUCAGAUCUUCAAAUCAGAGUUACAUCCAUCCGUGUAUAAACUCCAGUCCGGUGAGAAAGAAGGACUCAGUCUCUUUGGAAUUCUGAAUCGCUGCAAAUCUAAGUUUGGUUCAAAAUUGCUACGAAAAUGGUUCUUGCAGCCCACACGCAAUAUUGCUGUUUUACAUCGAAGACAAGAGGUUGUGCAGUUCUUCACAUCUCCACGUAACUCAGACACUUUCAAGAUUCUGCAGGGCUGUCUGCGCAACAUUCGGAGCAUUCCAACACUACUGCAUAGAAUGGCUCUUUCACAUACAAAAGUUAAUGACUGGCAGUCACUCUACAAGACGGUGUACAGUGCUGUUUGCAUCAGAGACACUGUACGCUCAUUACCUCAGUCCAUCAAACUGUUUCAGGAGAUUAGUGCUGACUUCACAGAUGAUCUCUUCUACAUUGCCUCACUCAUCAGCAAAGUGGUCGACUUUGAGAGCAGCGUGGCUGAGAACCGCUUUACGAUCAAGCCAAAUGUCGACCCCGCUGUUGAUGAAAAGAAGAGAAGGAUGAUGGGACUGCCAGAUUUUCUGACAGAAGUUGCCCGCACUGAGCUGGAACACCUGGAUUCACAUAUUCCCUCCUGUUGUGUUAUCUACAUCCCUUUGAUUGGGUUCUUACUCUCCAUCCCCCGACUGCCCAGCAUGGUGCAGAAAGAGGACUUUGAGAUUGAUGGGCUUGACUUUAUGUUCCUGUCAGGAGAGCGUUUACAUUAUCGUAGUGAAAAAACCAAAGGUCUUGAUGAUCUGCUGGGGGACUUGCACUGUGAUAUCAGAGAUCUAGAAACAUCAGUGAUGACUCAACUCCAGAAUGUGGUGCUGCAGCGCAGUAGCUGCCUUUUUAAGGUGCUGUCUCUGUGUGCUGAGUUGGAUUGCCUGAUAGCUAUGGCCCUGGCUUCUCAGGAGUACAGUUAUAGCUGCCCCACAGUUAUGCCGCACAGCUCUAUCAAACUCAGCCAGUCCAGACACCCUUUGUUGGAAUUGUGCUGCCCAGUGUUUGUGUCUAAUCCGCUAGUGAGCUCUGACACUGAGGGAAAGGUGAAAGUACUGACUGGGCCCAAUUCAUCUGGCAAGAGUAUCUACCUCAAACAGGUGGGCCUCAUUGUAUUCAUGGCUCUGAUUGGAUCAGAUGUGCCAGCUAAAGAGGCAGAGAUUGGUCUGGUGGAUGGCAUUUUCACACGAAUGCAAAGCCGUGAAUCUGUAUCUGUAGGCCUCAGCACUUUCAUGAUUGAUCUCAAUCAGAUGGCAUACGCCUUGAAAGGAAGUACAGGAAACUCUCUGGUCCUCAUUGAUGAAUUUGGCAAAGGGACGAAUACGGUGGAUGGCUUGUCUUUGCUUGCAGCAUGUAUUAGUCACUGGCUCGAUAGAUCAGCAGAUCAGUGCCCACAUGUGCUCCUAGCCACCAACUUUCACAGCCUGCUGCAGCUUGACCUGCUGCCGCCCUCCUCUCUGCUCUCCCUACUGACUUUUGAGACUGCCAUCGAUGGAGAGGACUUGGUAUUUCUCUACCAGUUGAAAGAGGGAAUCUGCCAGUCCAGCUAUGCAGCGAACAUUGCAAAGCUUGCUGGUGUUCCUACAGAGCUUGUGCACAGAGGCAUUGAGGUAUCAGAGCUCUAUAGAACAGGGAAGACCAUCAAACGCAUUGACCGGCCUACCAAUGACCAGCACAAUAUCAAAUGUAACAGCAUGGUGGAAAAGUUCCUCAGCCUGGACCUGGAAGAUCCUUCGCUUGACUUACAGCUCUACAUGAAGGAAGUGGUGUUACCCUUCUCUGAAUAUGAAGGCUGAUAUUUAUACUCGUAAUGCAAUUUAAAUUCUUCAAUUCUUUCAAUGUUCACAUGCAGUGCACGUUUUUUUCCCUCUAAAUUGUCCUAUGAAUAUUCACACAGUAGCAUUGCAAGUUGAUUAUUUCUUAUCAUUCAUCUAAAAUAUGUAGCUUUUUUGUUGUCAUCCCAAGGCUGCAGGUAAUUUACUGUAAUUUGGUUAAAGAAAUGAAAAUAAAAUAAUACUUGAUGAUGGUGUUUUUCACAUCUAACUUACUUACUGUACAUCUUCCUUACAGUAUAACUUUGGGAGGCUAGACUUAAUUUUCCUUUUCCUUGUAUACAGUGUUUGCUCCUGAAUCUGUGAUGUUUGUGUAACAUAAUGUCAUAAUUGCCAAAUUGAAUUAAACAAAAUGUGGUUUUUUUUUA
Sardina pilchardus (European sardine) is the source of this 2963-nucleotide messenger RNA. It is a transcript of the gene msh5, whose product is annotated as mutS homolog 5. Gene Ontology annotation, biological process: chiasma assembly; mismatch repair. The transcript has 25 exons. The record is from RefSeq and is a predicted model, not a curated record. Gene Ontology annotation, molecular function: ATP-dependent DNA damage sensor activity; mismatched DNA binding; ATP binding. Gene Ontology annotation, cellular component: nucleus. Bases 124 to 2559 code for a protein of 811 amino acids. Lineage: Eukaryota; Metazoa; Chordata; Actinopteri; Clupeiformes; Clupeidae.